AUGCAACAUCAGCAGCAACACAGAGCACAGAGCAGGCAAUCAACUAUCAAUGGUGAAAUUGUCAUUGUACAGAGUCAUAAACAGCCAGGGUCUGGAAAAUCAGCUUCUCUUCGAUUAUAUAGUUGCGCAGAAGUCGAUCCAAAAACUGGCAAAGGCAAAAUGAGCAGCCAAGCAAACCUCAAAUGUAGAAAGACCAAAACAAGUAAUGGUGAAAAAACCAGAACAUAUCAUGUCAAGUUUUAUGUUGAAUCAAGCUUUGGAAUUCCAGGAGCUUUCGUUAUAAGAAACCCAGGGAAGCAUAGAUUCUUCCUCCAAUCUGCAUCUUUUGAAACUCACAGCAAUCAGAUUAUCCAAUUUGACUGCCACUCCUGGGUCUACCCGUCCCAGAAGACCAAAAACUUUGAUCGAAUCUUCUUCUCAAAUACUAAAUAUCUUCCAAAUCAAACACCCCAAGGACUAAUGAAACUGAGGAAUAAAGAGCUUAUUAGCUUGAGAGGAGAUGGAAGUGGGGAGAGGAAAGAAGGGGAUCGAAUUUACGACUACGACUACUACAAUGAUCUUGGGAAUCCUGACAAAGGUCCAGAACAUGUGAGACCUGUCUUGGGUGGGUCUGAAUUGCAUCCAUAUCCUCGCAGAGGAAGAACAGGCCGCCCUCCUAGCAAUGCAGAUCCUUUAACCGAGAGCCGGCCAUGUACCACUAACCUGGACAUAUAUGUUCCUCUGGAUGAGAGGUUCAGCCCCAAGAAACAAUCUGAGUUCACAUCAAAUUCAAUCCAGGCUGCUCUAUGGUUCCUGAUCCGUGAGGUAAAAUUUGUGAUGCAAAAAGAUUCCAAUCAUUUUGAGUCAUUUGAUGAGAUACAUGACAUGUUUUCUGACGACCAAAAUCAAGUAACUGAGGGGUCACUCGAAGAGAAGCUGAAAGCUAUGGUACCAAAUGACCUUUUCAAAGAUAUUGCUCAUGCAAUCAAAACCCCAUUGAAAUUUCCAGUUCCUCAAAUGAUAGCAGAAAAUGAAUUUGCAUGGAAGGAUGAUGAAGAGUUUGGGCGCCAAAUGCUUGCAGGAAUUAAUCCAGCACGAAUACGAUCCUUGGAGGUAUUUCCACCACAAAGCAAAAAUGGAAUGGUGAGUUCGAUAGAGCCAUCACACAUAGAGCACAACCUUGAAGGGAUGACUCUUGCUCAGGCAAUGAAUAAUUGGAGGAUAUUCAUCUUAGAUCACCAUGACUAUCUCAUACCCUUCUUAAGAAAAAUCAACACAAAGGAUGUAUGUACUUACGCGUCCCGUACACUACUGUUCUUGAAGAGUGAUGCCACACUAAAGCCAAUAGCAAUAGAACUUAGUUUUCCGGGAUUAGCGGAAGGCCAAGAGAUCAGUUGGGUAUUUACUCCAGCAAGACAGGGCGAAGCAGCGGCACUGUGGCACUAUGCCAAGGCUCAUGUUGCAGUUAAUGACACUGUGUAUCAUCAACUAGUCAGCCAUUGGUUGCAUACACAUGCGGUGGUUGAACCGUUCAUCAUUGCUACGAGAAGGCAGCUAAGUGGGAUGCACCCAAUCCAUUGGCUACUAGAUCCUCAUUUCAAGGACACCAUGCACAUAAAUGCGCUGGCUCGUAGUAUGCUCAUUAACUCUGGAGGAAUCCUGGAGAAGACAUUGUUUUCUGCUGAACUCUCCAUGGAAUUAUCUGCUGAGCUCUACAAAGAGUGGAGAUUUGAUGAGCAAGCCCUUCCUGCUGAUCUACUUAAAAGAGGUAUGGCCAUAGAAGACCCAGAUCCAGAUAACCCCACAGGGGUUCAGCUCCUCUUCCAGGACUAUCCGUAUGGCUCAGAUGGACUUGAGAUAUGGAGCGCCAUCCAGGCAUGGGUUACAGAUUUUUGCAUGCUCUUCUACACAGAUGACGAGUCUGUAAGAUCUGAUGAAGAAAUCCAAGCAUGGUGGUCGGAAAUCCGAAAUGUGGGUCAUGGUGAUAAGAGCAGUGAAACAUGGUGGUACGACAUGACAUCACAAGAGGACCUAAUCAAAGCUUUGACGACUCUUAUAUGGAUUGCAUCAGCCCUUCAUGCUUCAGUAAACUUUGGGCAAUAUGCAUAUGCUGGCUAUCCCCUAAAUCGUCCCACACUGUGCCGAAAGUUCAUUCCUGAGGAAGGAACAUUUGAAUAUGCGGAGUUCCUGAAGGAUCCAGACAAAUACUACCUUAACAUGUUGCCUGAAAGAAUUGAGAUGACCUUGGGUAUAGCACUAGCAGAGGCCGUCUCAAGACACACUUCGGAUGAAGUGUACUUGGGUCAGAGGUCAUCGUCGUUGUGGAUAAAUAAUGAAGAGGUUAGCCAUAAGUUUGAAAAGUUCAAUCAAGAACUUCGAAAUAUAGAGAAAAGAAUUAAGGAAAAGAAUACCAAUCCCGAGCUUAACAACAGAAGGGGCCGUGCUGAGAUUCCGUACAUGCUUUUGUACCCUGAUACAUCCAAUGUUGAAUCCAGAGGGGGCAUCACAGGGAAGGGGAUUCCUAACAGCAUAUCCAUUUGA
Prunus armeniaca (apricot) is the source of this 2520-nucleotide messenger RNA. The record is from the annotation of a GenBank genome assembly. NCBI's taxonomy places the organism in Eukaryota, Viridiplantae, Streptophyta, Magnoliopsida, Rosales, Rosaceae.